This is a messenger RNA of Scheffersomyces amazonensis, 1722 nucleotides long. RefSeq names its product mRNA-binding protein. Gene Ontology annotation, cellular component: cytoplasm; nucleus. Gene Ontology annotation, molecular function: poly(A) binding; zinc ion binding. Lineage: Eukaryota; Fungi; Ascomycota; Pichiomycetes; Serinales; Debaryomycetaceae. Gene Ontology annotation, biological process: regulation of mRNA stability. The record is from RefSeq and is a predicted model, not a curated record. The transcript has a single exon. The coding region runs from base 23 to 1381 and encodes 452 amino acids.
AAUACACCUCAGCUAACUAAACAUGUCAUUCGAUUUAGACGAUCCUAUUGGACGAGAAGUGAGACGUAGUAUUGAAGUUGAGAUUGGGAAGCGAUUUCCCAAUAAUACCGGAGAAGCUGCCGAUCUUGCUGAAUAUAUUUGUGUAUUAGUAGCAUCGAAUACUGAUGUUCCUACUAUUAUUAAAGAAUUAAGAGAUAUAACUGAAAUAAAUAUUGAAGCUGAUUUCAUAUUAGAGUUGCUUCAAUAUAUAAAUAUUUUGGUAGCUAAUGGAGUACCACCACAAGUCGCUCCAACCACUGUUCCAGCUGCUGCUGCUGCUGCUGCUGCUGCUGUUCCAGUAACUAACAAACAACAGAUACCGGAAUUCCCCAACACUGCAUUCCUUGAAACUAGUACUGAACGUACUAAACCUACAAACCCUAGAGAUUUUAGAAGACCAACUCUGGAUCGUACUCAAACAAGAGGUAUAGGAGGAGCUACUGCAAGAAAUAAUUUAAAAGGUGGUAUAAAUAAAGGAGGAAUAGGUAAGACAGGUAAUGAUCGUACCAACUCUCAUAGAAAGGGUCCAACUGACCAAACUCAAAAGAAAUUUGAAAAAGCUUUAAGCUCGAACAAUCAGAAUGUCAAUAUUCAUAAUAUUCCGAAGGGUAGAUGUCCUGACUUUCCUUAUUGUAAGAAUAAAGAAUGUCCUAAAUCUCAUCCUACUAAGAAUUGUUUCUUAUAUCCAAACUGUCCUAACGCACCAGGAACUUGUAAUUAUUUACAUCCAGAUCAAGAUCAAGAGUUAAUUCAAAAGUUGGAAGUUUCCAAACAGGAAUUUGAAAAGAAGAAGCAAUUUGAUUUCCAACUUAAGGCUGCAUUAUGUAAAUAUGGUUUAGAAUGUGGUAAAGAUACCUGUCCUUUCGUCCAUCCAACUCCAGCAAACAAGGAUGCUAAGAUAGAUACACUUUCAUGGUGUGAAGCUGGUAAGAAUUGUUUAAAUAAGAAUUGUACUAUGGCACAUCCUCCUCCAUCAUCUGCUGCUAUUAAACUGGCUCCAUCAGCCAAAGAACUUGCACUUGAACAAUGUAAGUUUGGUACAGCAUGUAAGAAACCUAAAUGUCCUAGAAGACAUGCUACUUCAUCAGUUCCUUGUCGUGAAGGUGGUGAUUGCAGAAGGUUAGAUUGUACUUUUGCUCAUCCAUUUAAUGAAGAUUGUCGAUUUGGUGCUGCUUGUCUGAAUAAAUAUUGUUUAUACAAGCAUCCUGCUGAAAGAGUGGUUAAGCCUAAUACUUGGAUUAAAGAUGACGAGCAUACUGAUACUACUAUGACAGUAGGUACAUCUUCAAGAGCAUUUGCCGUUGCUGAUGAUCAAGUCAGUGCGUUCAGUGCUCAAGGAUAGAAAAUGAGUAUGAUAUCAUACUUUUUAUUCUGUCUUCUCUAUUUUCUACUUCUUGAGAGUUUAUAUCUGUUUUAAAUGAAAUUAUUAUAUUAUAAAGUUAUGUUUAAAAAAGAAUAAAAAUGAAAACUGAAAAAAAUUAAAUAAGAAACUAAAAAAAUAACAAAAGAACAAACAUACACUAAGAGUAAUUCUCUGGAAGUAAUUGAAAGCUGGACUUUCAUUUGAACUAGCAUUAACUGGUUAAUGUGCAAUUCUUAUCUUUUUUUUUAAGUUAUAGUUUUAUUCUUCUGUAGUAUUAACAAAUUAUUUAUAGCAUUAAUGGGAAUUAUACAUAUUGGGAU